AUGUUGUCCUUCAUGUUGCUAGUAAAAUACCUAACAUUAGCAUGUUGUGUAACUGCUCUACAGCAUAAUGUUACGAGAAAUACGAUUUUUGCCGAUGAAAGACUACAGGGAGAAAUAUUUGAGAGCGUUGACAUUUUUAGUAAGUUAAGAACAGAUAAUAGAAAUAAUUUAGAUUAUCGCUUACCAAAAACGACCAGGCCUAUUCACUAUAACUUACAAUGGACUAUCAAUAUGUUGGACAUGACAUUUUCUGGGACAGUCGAAAUUCAGCUAACCGCUACUCAGGCCAAUGUUAAUGAAAUAGUAAUUCAUUCCCAUGAAUUGUCGCUAUCAUCGGUUUCUUUGAUGUCCGGCACUACAACCUUACUAACAACUACAACGGAGGAACCAGAUCUACAUUUUCUAAGAGUUAAAUUGACGUCGGGUUCUCUUGAGUAUAAUGCAGAAAAUGUGAUAUUAUAUUCUUUAGUAAUAUCAUUCGAUGCUCCUAUUCGUGAUGAUAUGAACGGCAUCUACAGAAGUUGGUUUCGAAAUAAUUGGAAUGAUCCAACUGUAAGUUGGAUGGUAUCCACACAGUUCGCUGCAACAUCAGCUCGUUUUGCAUUCCCUUGUUACGAUGAACCAAGUUUCAAAGCAACGUUCGAUAUCGUCAUAACCAGACCAAGUAAUUAUAAAAGUUGGUCUAAUACAAGAUUGAUUGACAAAAGAGAUAGUAUAAAUGCGGGAUAUGAAGAAGAUAUAUUUAGCCGAACACCAAUAAUGUCAACAUAUUUACUUGCGUUCGUCGUCGCUGAAUAUGAAAGCUUGCCGACUAACAACAUAAAUGGAAAUUUGAUGUACGAAGUUAUUGGACGCCCAGGUGCAAUAUCUACUGAUCAAGGAACAUAUGCCCUUCAAAUUGGGCAGCAAAUAACAGAAGCCAUGAGUGAGCAUACAGGAAUUGACUUCUUUGGAGUAAGCUCUAAUCUAAAAAUGACUCAUGCUGCUAUUCCUGAUUUUUCGUUCGGCGCAAUGGAAAAUUGGGGCCUCAUAGUUUACAGAGAAGCAUACAUAAUGUAUGACCCAAAUCAUACAAGUGACCACUAUAGACAAUUGAUAGCUUAUCUCCUAGGCCAUGAGAUAGCUCACAUGUGGUAUGGAAAUUUGGUGACUCUUGAGUUUUGGGAUAAUAUGUGGCUCAACGAAGGUUUUGCACAAUACUAUCAAUAUUUUUUAACACAUAUGGUAAAGGAACAUUUAAGGUUAGAUUCAAGAUUUAUUACCGAACAAGUUCAUACUGCUCUUUUAUCUGAUUCAUCGAACAAUCCCCACGCUUUGACUAACCCAAGUGUUGGAAGCCCUGAUUCAGUUUAUGCGAUGUUUUCAACAAUUUCCUACAACAAAGGUGCUGCUAUUAUUCGAAUGACUGAACAUCUUUUGGGAUCAGAUGUACAUCGCCUGGGGUUGCAGAACUAUUUAAAAGACAGAUACUUAGACGUAGCUAUACCAAACCAUCUGUUCCAAGCACUUCAAGCGGUAGCUUAUUCAUCUGGAGCUUUAGAUGCGUAUGGAUCAGACUUUUCGAUAUUCGAGUACUAUAGGAGUUGGACAGAACAAGGCGGUCAUCCUGUACUAUUUGUCGACGUUAAUCACAAAACUGGAGACAUGACAAUUCAACAGCGUCGUUUUAACAUCAACACAGGAUAUUCUAAUGAUAGUAAUUAUAAAUGGAUAAUUCCUAUCACAUUUGCAUCUGCCAGUAAUUCUGAUUUUACAAAUACCAAGCCGAGUCAUAUUAUUAGUCAAGCAGUAACCAUUAUUAACCGUGGCUCAGUUGGUGAUGAGUGGGUCAUCUUUAAUAAACAGCAAACUGGUUUUUAUAGAGUAAAUUACGACGAGUACACUUGGGAUCAGAUUUUGCUGGCCUUAAGAGGAUCAAAUCGAACUUCAAUUCAUGAAUUUAAUAGAGCUCAGAUUGUUGACGAUGUCUUCCAGUUUGCUCGAUCCGGUAUAAUGAGUUAUUCUCGAGCAUUAAAUAUUCUAUCUUUCCUAGAGAAUGAAACUGAAUAUACUCCAUGGGUUGCUGCUAUGACAGGUUUUAAUUGGUUGAGAAACAGACUUGCUGGAACUCGUUAUUUGACACCACUUGAGACACUAAUAGCUCGUUGGGCUACUCCUAUAAUGAAUCAGCUGACCUACGAACCCAUCCAGAACGAAUCGUUCAUGAGGUCGUACCUGAGAUGGCAAUUGGCUCCAGUGAUGUGCGCCAUGAAUGUGCGUGCUUGUCGCGACGCUGCUAACACUCAAUUCCGUGCCUUGGUUGAUACCAAUACAGAAGUGAACAUCAACAGUCGUAACUGGGUGUACUGUAACGGUCUCCGCGAGGGCUCCGAGGCCGACUUCGACUUCCUCUGGCAACGCUACCAGCAACACAAUGUCUACACUGAGAAGAUCCAAAUUCUACAGUUCAUUGGAUGUACACCUCACGCUUCUCGAAUCAAUAUAUUUUUGCGCAAUAUUGUUGAAGAAAAUUUCAUUAUGCGUGAACAAGACUACAACUUAGCAUUCAACAGUGUUCUUACAGGAAAUGAAGAAAACACAUUAGUAGUCUUAGCGUUUAUACAAAACAAUAUGCCCGCUGUAAUUAAAGCUUUCGGGUCUGCAGCUACUCCACUGUCUAAUGUUGCUGCAAGGUUGAGAAGUAUAGCUGAUGUCAAUUCGUUUUUAAUUUGGGUUGAACAGAACAAAGAUCAGAUAGGUGAUGCAUAUUCAGUAGUAGUCGCUAAUGCUGAAUUGACGCGUCAGAGUAUGAUGUGGGUUUCUGAAAUACAAGAUGAUCUAAAUAACUACUUUGUCAACGGCGAUGAUGAUAUUUCAACGUCUACUGCUGCACCAAUCACAAGUCCUAGCACUAUUAUGCCCUCAGAUUUGAUAGAACCAGAGACACCGGAUAUUCCAGAUUCAGCAUGUACCACAUUCUCUCCUAGAUAUUAUAUCCUCAUAACAAUCGCUAGUCGCUGGUUCACACUUCUGUUAGGGUUAGCCCUAACUCAAGGCCUAUUAACUCUUAGUCCUAUACCUGUACCUGAAAAUGAGUGGGAAGAAUUUGCCAGAAUGCUUAGAGACCCAGCGUACCGCCUACCGACUACAACAAUACCUCGUCUCUAUGAAGUUAGAUUAACACCUUACUUCGAUAUCGUUCCCACCCCAAACAUUUCACCAUUCUCAUUCGACGGCGAAGUAUCCAUAUACAUAAGCCCAACUCAGGCUAAUAUUCGAAACAUUGUUAUGCACUGCAAGGACAUGACAAUAAAUUCAGUGAGCGUUGAGUUAAACGGAUCUCCAAUAGCGUUGACCACGAGCAGCUACGCGUGCGAAGAACCCUACAGUUUCCUGAGAAUCGACACAGCUGCAGAUUUACAGCUUAACCAGGAAUAUGUAGUCAAAAUCGAUUUCACUGGUAGAAUACAAAACAAUAUGAGAGGAUUCUAUAGAAGUUGGUAUGUUGACAGCCAGGGCCAAAGAAGAUGGAUGGGCACAACUCAGUUCCAACCUGGACAUGCACGUGAGGCAUUCCCCUGCUACGACGAACCAGGAUUCAAAGCGUACUUCGACAUAACCAUUAUUCGCGAGGAAGGCUUCUCUCCUACCAUCUCCAACAUGCCAAUAAGGAUUACAGAACCUAUUGCUGGUGGAAGAGUCGCAGAGACAUUCCACAGAACGGCUUUGACAUCGACCUACCUUCUUGCGUUCAUUGUGUCUCACUACGUAGUCGUGGCCGAAGGCACCACACCAAAUCGUCCCUUCCAAAUUUACGCAAGAGACAAUGCUGGGAACACAGGUGACUGGUCUCUUGAAAUUGGAGAACUCCUCCUGGCUGAAAUGGAAAAUUACACUCAGUUCCCGUACUACACAAUGGCUGAAAACAUGAAUAUGAAACAGGCAGCUAUUCCCGACUUUUCAGCUGGUGCCAUGGAAAAUUGGGGUCUGCUUACAUACAGAGAAGCUUUUAUUUUAUACGAUCCAGAAAAUUCCAAUCACUUUUACAAACAAAGAGUUGCUAACAUUGUUUCCCAUGAGAUAGCUCACAUGUGGUUCGGAAACUUGGUCACCUGUGCCUGGUGGGAUAAUCUUUGGCUUAAUGAAGGUUUUGCUCGGUUCUACCAAUAUUAUUUAACGAACACAGUUGCACCGGAGCUGGGAUACGAUACACGCUUCAUAGUUGAACAAGUGCAUACCGCUAUGUUGUCUGAUUCUGUUGAUUCUGCUCACGCACUCACGAACCCAAAUGUAAACGACCCCACCAGUGUUACUAAUCACUUUUCGACAAUUACCUAUGCUAGGGGUGCUUCAGUUUUGAGAAUGACACAAUAUUUGCUUGGAGUAGACACUUAUGUGAAAGGUCUUCGUAAAUACCUCCAGUACAGGAAAUUCAAUGUCGCGGAGCCACAUCAUUUGUUUGAAGCUUUAGAUGAAGCAGCUGAUGAAGAUAACGCUUUGGCUAGCUACCCAGGAAUUACAAUUGAGACUUAUCUUAAAUCGUGGUCUGAAAAAGCUGGUCACCCAAUAUUAAGUGUUUCAAUCGACCAAAGGACUGGACGUAUGACCGUGUCACAGGCCCGAUGGGAGCGUGAUACCGGCGUAUCGAGUCAUCCAAGCAUUUGGGACAUUCCUAUAACGUGGACCAGAGCAAACGCUCCUGACUUUGAGAAUUUGAAACCAUCUUUAAUUCUUAGUAGCUCAGCGGGUAUCAUUGAGCGAGGAUCGACCGGAAACGAAUGGGUUAUUUUCAACAAACAGCAAUCAGGAUUCUACAAAAUUAACUACGAUGACACUAACUGGGCUCUUCUGACUAGAGCUUUGAGAGGACCUGAAAGGACUGUGAUCCAUGAACACAAUCGUGCACAGAUUGUCGACGACUUGUUUGUGUUUGCAAGAGCAGGAGUUAAGCCAUACAACAAAGUUUUCAAUAUUCUAUCGUUCUUGGAAUUCGAAGAUGCUUAUGCUCCCUGGAUAGCAGCUAUUACUGGUUUCAAUUUUGCUCUUCGACGAUUAGCUGAUGAUACAACAAAUCUACAAAAGCUUCAGAAUGAAAUAAUUCGACUCAGCGUUGCUGUCACGAAUCGUCUUGGUUACUCCGAAAUCGAUGGAGAGCCUUUCAUGGAUGGAUUAUUACGCAUGUACGUGCUUACAUUCCUGUGCGAUGUUGGACAUCCCCAAUGUGAAGCUGCCGCUAAAGAGAACUUUGCAAAUUGGAGAAAUGGCGGAAAUAUCCCAGCCAACAUGCGUCCUUGGGUGUACUGCAGUGGUCUUCGUCAAGGAGAUGCUGAGGACUUUAAUUUCUUCUGGGAUCGUUACUUGAGGGAACAACUUGCAAGUGAAAUCGUAGUUAUGUUGCAAGCUGGUGGAUGUACCUCGGAUGAAGCAAGUCUGAACACAUUCUUGAAUGCAAUCCUAACAAACGACGAUAUUGUGCGACCUCAAGAUUACACUACGGCUUUAAAUUCAGCCAUAACCGGCAAUGAAUAUAAUACUAUGAGAUUCUUUGAAUGGCUUAAGGCUAAUGUUAACCAAAUAGCAGCAGUACUUGGCAGUGUUCAGAUACCGGUCAGAUAUGUAGCAGCUCGUCUUAUCAAUGAAGAACAAAUUGCCGAGUUCUCAGCUUGGAUUGAGGCGAACCGUGUUUCUAUUGGAGAAGUUGCUUACAAUGAGGGAAUUGUUGGCAUCGCUUCUGCUAGAAGAAACGUGAACUGGUCUGCGAGUCGCAUAUCUGAGUUUUCAUCGUACUUCGAUGUUGGUUAUGUCGAAGAUGUGAUUGAUGAAAUCGUCGACGGUGAAGAGGAUAACGACAAUGAACAAGUCAUUGACCCACCCACGACUACACCAGAAGCAGAUUCUGCUAACGUAGCGGCACUUAGUCCUAUAAGGGUGGUCACCGUUCUGCUGCUCAUCGCUGGGCUGGCUACCGCCGAGCCGGAGGAUUUUCCGUCAGAAUUCGAAUUUAUAGGUUACAGCACUAACUUAGACACACCACAGUACAGACUCCUCGACAAUGUUAGGCCCACGUAUAUGUACGUAGACCUAGACGUGUAUUUAUCUGAGUCCAGAUUUAAUGGCAAUGUACAAAUUGAAGUGGAGGUUCUAGAAACUGUGUCUCAAAUAGUUCUACACCAGAAUGUAUUGUCCAUCACAAGUGUCAGCGUACUCGACGCUAACAACAAUCCCCUCCAGCUGCAAGUACCAAAUGGAUACGAAACUGACAGCUACUAUGAAAUCAUGAAACUCAAUUUCGCAUCGCAAGUAACUGCAGGCAAUUACACCAUUAUCAUAAGCUAUUUGGGACAAAUCAAUGAGAAUCCCCUCGACCGUGGAUUUUAUAAGGGAUACUACUACUAUGGAAACCAAUUGCGUGAAUACGCUACCACACAAUUCCAGCCAUACCAUGCCAGAAAGGCAUUCCCUUGCUUUGACGAGCCACAGUUCAAAAAUCCAUACAUUAUCUCCAUCACACGUGAUGCUAGCCUCAGCGAAUCUUAUUCUAACAUGGCCAUCGGCUCACGGGAGACUAUUGGCACCAACCGCAUUAAGGAGACUUUCCUGCCCACACCAAUUAUAUCCGCUUACCUCAUCGCAUUCCACGUCAGUGACUUCGUCGCUACCAACACCACCAGCACGGUGGCCAAGCCCUUCCAAAUCAUCGCCCGAGAGGGAGUCAACGACCAACAUGAAUACGCCGCGGACGUUGGCUUGAAAAUCACCGACGAGCUCAGCGCAUACUUGGACAAUGAAUUCUACAAUCACGGUCAAGGUCAACCGAUGAAGAAUGACCACAUCGCGUUGCCCGAUUUCCCUUCUGGUGCUAUGGAGAACUGGGGAAUGGUAAAUUACAGAGAGGCUUACCUGCUGUACGACGAGGACAACACGAACAUAGUGAAUAAGAUUUUCAUUGCUAGUAUUAUUGCCCAUGAGAUGGCUCACAAAUGGUUCGGAAACCUCGUCACCUGCUUCUGGUGGAGUAACCUUUGGCUCAAUGAAUCUUUUGCAAGCUUCUUCGAAUACUUCGCUGCUGAUAAAGCUGAUCCUUAUUUGGAGUUAAGUGACUUGUAUGUAAUCGACCAAGUCCAAAGUGCUCUGGCUUCUGACGCCGGUGCUGGGGCCACACCUAUGAACUGGACUGCUGUUUCUAAUAACCCAUCCAUCAAUGCCCACUUCAGCGUUACUAGCUAUGCCAAAGGUUCAUCUGUUUUAAGGAUGAUGGAACAUUUUGUUGGUGACACCACAUUCCGGAAUGCACUACGCUACUAUCUUAGAGACAAUGCUUACGAAAUUGCUUACCCAUUGGACAUGUAUACGGCAUUCCGUCAGGCUGUAGCAGAAGAUGCGUCUUUUGCAACUACCUACCCCGGCAUUGAUGUAGGAGCAGUAUUUGACAGCUGGGUGCAAAAUCCAGGUUCCCCUGUUGUUAAUGUUCAAGUAAAUACUGAGACCGGAGUUAUAACUCUGACGCAGGAACGCUUCCAACUGACGGGCACACCUAACCCCACAACUUGGCAAAUUCCCAUCACCUGGACCCACGGUGGCAAUCCCGAUUUCACCAACUUGAAACCCAGCUUCGUUCUAACCACUACAACCACGCAAGUUCAAAAAGAGGCAAAUGAUGAUUGGGUUAUAUUAAAUUUGGCACAGUCAGGUCUGUAUCGUGUUUACUACGAUGAUGAUAACUACGCGAGACUAGCCCAACAAUUGCGUGAAGACAGAAGUGUGAUCCACAAGCACAGCAGAUCUCAAAUCGUGAACGACGUUCUCUUCUUCAUCCGUGCUGGCAAGAUUUCCAUGGAACGUGCUUUCGAUGUUCUGUCUUUCUUGGCUGAAGAAACAGACUUUUACGUAUGGGCUGGCGCUCUCACGCAGCUCGAUUGGCUUCGCAGACGAUUGGAACAUAUUCCAGUCGUUUACGAGGAAUUCUCUGAAUACCUAAUGGAACUUAUGGAGAAGAGUAUAGAGUAUGUUGGCUACGAUGAAGGAGCAAACGAUUCUGCCUCUCUCAUUCAACACAGAAUGCAAAUUCUGAACUACGCUUGCAAUCUCGGCCACGAAGGUUGCAUCAACGACAGUCUUGAAAAAUGGAACCAGGCCAGGAACAACCCUAAUUAUUUGGUUCCUGUAAAUGCCCGUCGCUACGUCUACUGCACUGGUAUUCGUAACGGUGACGCCGCCGACUACAACUGGCUGUGGCAACGUUACAACACCUCAGAAAAUACCGCAGACAUGGUUGUUAUUCUGCGCACCCUCGCAUGCACCAAAGAUGAAUCUUUGCUCCGACACUAUUUGGAUCAAUCGAUGUACAACGACAGAAUCAGGAUCCACGACAAGACAAAUGCUUGGAGUUUCGCGCUCCAGGGUAACAGGGAGAACCUGCAGGUCGUUCUGAGCUACUUGUAUGAAAAUUACAAUGAAAUAAGAAGGACAUACGGUGGGCAGGACAGACUGGACAAUGCUGUCGGUGCUUUAGCUACCUUCUUAACUGACUUCAAUGACAUAUCCAACUUCCAAACAUGGUUGUACAAUAACCAAAUAGCUAUAGGCAGCUCGUUCUCAAUGGGCCAGGCCGUGAUUACCACCACUUUGAACAACAUCAGGUGGGGUAACGAAGCCGUGGUGGAUCUUAUCACCGCCGUCAGAAGCAGGAAUGGAUCAUCAGCUAUGACCGCCUCCGUCGCAGUCAUUCUAGCAGCGAUGGUCGCCAAACUUUUACAUGACAUUUCUACAGAAAUGUCUAAAAUGAUAAUUAUAUUAGCCUUUGCGCUUCUGUCGCUUACUGUGGCUGAUCAUCCAAUUUGGUUGUCUGAGAUAGAAGAAUUUGAGUCUCAAGAUAAUUUGGUUUCCCAAAAUGCUGAACAAGUGUACCGACUGCCAACUAAUGUGGUACCUUUGGAAUAUGACAUCUACAUAGAUCUUUACUUCGCUGAAGCUACUGACAGACCAUUCAGUUAUGAUGGCAAAGAAAAUAUAAUUAUUGAGGCAACUGAAGAAGGAGUCAAACAAAUUGUUUUGCAUUCCAACGUUGAUCAUAUAAAAGGAGUCAAUGUUUUUGACGAAAACGGUCUACCUCUACGACUUGAUGCUUUCAAUCCCAUAGUUUUAGAGCCAUUGUAUCAUUUUUUGAAAAUAAAUUUAGUAGAAGCACUCGAACUUGGGAAAAAAUAUACUUUAUUCAUAGAAUAUACGAGUACUAUGAAUGACGGUCCAAUGAAACGAGGCAUCUGGAAAGGGUGGUACACAGAUGAAAAUGGCAAUGAGAGGAUAUACGCAACUACUCACUUCCAGCCAUACAGCGCAAGACAAGCUUUCCCAUGUUGGGACGAACCACUGUUUAAGUCGACGUUCAAACUACAUCUUUCGAGACCUAGUGCCUAUUCCGCGACAUUCUCAAACACUGAAAUCGAAAGCUCUGAAAUAUUGGAUAACCGAGUACGUGACAACUUCUACGCGACUCCCAUAAUGUCUUCAUACUUGGUAACGUUCCUGAUUAGUGAGACAUUUACUGUAAUUGCUAGUGACAAUUCCUUUACUCCGGCAAUAAGAAUCAUCGGAAGAUCUAACACUGCUGGUUUGGGAGAUCAUGCUUUAGAAUUAGCUGUUCAAAUGACCAGGUUCUUCGAUGAGUACUUCCAAAUUCCAUAUGCUAGCAUGCACCAACAUUUACUCAAUGACCACAUUUCAUCACCUGAUUGGGCCUCUGCUGGGACUGAAAACUGGGGAAUGGUUAGUUACAGGGAGUUGUAUAUGAUCAUAGACCCUCGUGAAACGCUCAUGUCUAUUGAGCACUACGCCGCUACUCUGGUCUCGCAUGAGCUCGCUCACAAGUGGUUCGGCAACUUGAUCACAUGCUACUGGUGGAGCAACACUUGGAUCAAUGAAGGUUUCGCCAGUUACUUCGGAUAUAUCGCUGCCAAUGAAAUGUUUCCAGAAUAUGAGCUUCACGAACAUUUCAAUUCGCGAUAUCUCCAAAACUCGUUGUCGUUUGACUCGGGUGUUUCGACUGUUCCUCUCAAUCAUGAUGUCAAUACUCCAGCUCAAGUCACCGGCCACUUUGGAACUAUAAGUUACUCUAAAGCUGCUGCUUUCCUUCGUAUGGUUGCUGACAUGUUAACGCCAGAAACUUUCAGAAAAGCCUGUCAAUACUUUUUGACUGACAAUGCCUUUAAAGCUACUGAUCAGUAUGACCUAUACAACGCAUUUGCCAAGGCCGCUGAGGAGGACCAGAGUUUGAGCGAAUACGAAAACUUUGAUUUUGCUGAAUAUUAUCGUAUUUGGGUCAAUGAACCCGGGUAUCCCAUCCUCCAUGUUGAGGUUAACCAUGAAAAUGGUGAAAUAUCGCUUACACAAGAGAGAUUCUUCAUUAGUGCUUCCGCUACACCUACAAACCAAAUUUAUCACAUCCCCAUAACAUAUUCAACGAAAAGUCAACCGACGUUCGACAAUUUAAAACCAACGUACAUGAUGGCUUCUAAAAAUGCCGUACUCAUUAAAUCUCCUGGCGAAGAAUGGGUUAUUUUCAAUCACCAACAGCAUGGUCAUUACAGAGUAAAUUAUGACGAAAGAACUUGGAAUUUAAUAACUGAAGCCUUGCUGGAGGAUCUUGAUGCUAUUCACUAUUUAAACAGAGCUCAAAUUGUCGACGAUGUUUUCGCUUUGAUGAGGUCGGAGCGGAUGACGUAUAAUUUCGGUUUCCAAAUUCUGCGCUUCCUUCGUUAUGAAACCAACUAUCACGUUUGGACUACUGCUAUCACAGGGUACAGCUGGUUGCGUAAUCGACUUAUGCAUCUCCCUGACAGACAAGCAACUUUUGAUGCUUUCGUUCUGAGUUACAUGGAACACGUUAUCGAAACCGUCGGGUUAGACCCCGCUCAAGACGAAACACCAACGAUCAGUAUUUUACGGCAAGAACUCCUUCAUUUCGCGUGCACUAUGAAUUACGAGAGAUGCGUUCAAGAUUCUAGAAAUAAAUUCAUAGCUCUUAGAGAUAAUAACGUUUGGGUUGAUGCUCGCAUUCGUCGUAAUGUCUACGUGGCUGGUAUAAGAGAAGGAGGAGAAGCAGACUUCAAUUUCCUACUGAACCGCUUCCAAACAUCUAACUUUGCUAACGACCAAUUAGAAAUGCUUAGAGGCUUAGCUGCUACAAGAGAUCCAGAAUUGUUGACGAGAUACUUGGAGCUCACUUUAGACAAGAGCGUGAGAUCUCAUGAUAAGGUCAAUUCAUUCAACUAUGCUUUACUUGGCAACCCCGAAAAUGCGUACACAUGCUUACAGUUUGUAAAGAAUAACAUUGCAGCUAUCAGAGAAGCAUACGUGGAAGACGCGCCACCGACUCCAGUGCACGCUGUAUUGUCUAAUCUAGCUGCUUAUCUUGAUGAAGCGGGGCUGGUAGAGUAUGAAGAAUGGCUUCGUAGUACUCAGACUAACACAGCGCAGUUCAAUACAGCAAUUUCUGCGAUAAGCUCAGCUCGCGCCAACAUCGCUUGGGGAAGAGCAAACGCUGACAAUAUCCUGUCUGCUGCGAGGGACAGUGCGACCAGCGUUGUAGCAUCUGCCACUUUGUUGAUAGCAGCUAUCAUUUUUGCUAUGAAAGCGAUGUAAAAUGUUUAUCAGAAAACUGUUAUUAGU
This is a messenger RNA of Aricia agestis (brown argus), 11646 nucleotides long. RefSeq lists its product as uncharacterized. The transcript has 58 exons. The coding region runs from base 1 to 11619 and encodes 3872 amino acids. The record is from RefSeq and is a predicted model, not a curated record. Lineage: Eukaryota; Metazoa; Arthropoda; Insecta; Lepidoptera; Lycaenidae. Gene Ontology annotation, cellular component: cytoplasm. Gene Ontology annotation, biological process: proteolysis; peptide catabolic process. Gene Ontology annotation, molecular function: peptide binding; zinc ion binding; metalloaminopeptidase activity.